Messenger RNA from Sphaerodactylus townsendi, 1200 nucleotides. RefSeq names its product transmembrane protein 154 (gene TMEM154). The transcript has 6 exons. Bases 43 to 615 code for a protein of 190 amino acids. Lineage: Eukaryota; Metazoa; Chordata; Lepidosauria; Squamata; Sphaerodactylidae. The record is from RefSeq and is a predicted model, not a curated record.
GAAAAGCUGGUCCUUGUAAAGGCAGUUUGCACAAACUUUCGCAUGUUUCUUUCAGCUUCGCUUUCCAUCUGUUUGCUGGCUUUUCUUUCCAUGGAUCUCGCGUUUAAGCUGCAGAUUCAAGGCUUUACCACUGAACCUGCAGUCCCAGAAGGUUCAGAUUUGCUCCCAUCAACAGUUCAAGUAAUUCUGGGAACCUCUACAACUUUUGUGGUGUUGACAAGCAGUGACCAAGACCUGAAAACUGCCACCCCACUAACAGAAACUGAGUUUUCUGCCACCACAGAAAUAUAUCCCACAAAUGGUAAUGGAAUUGAAGAUCUGCAUCCUGCUUUGAUAUAUGGAGUCCCUGCAGCGUUCGUAUUAGUCCUACUUGUUCUAUUGAUCUUUUUCAUCAUAAGACGUCGUAAACGGAAGCAACUCAAACAAGAGGAACUGGGGAGUGAAAACUGUAAAAGUCCUAUUUUUGAAGAAGAUACUCCCUCUGUAAUGGAAAUAGAGAUGGAAGAACUUGAUAAAUGGAUGAACAGCUUGAAAAAAAAUGCGGAAUGUGAAUAUCUGACUCCUGUGAAAGAAGAAAAGGACCUGAAUGCAAAAACCAGUGACUGUGAAUCAUGAAGAUGACACUACCUGAUUUAAAAGAAGAGACACACCAAAUUUAGAUUCCUGAGAUCCUGCAUGGCCAGGACAUGAAUCUCAAUGUCCAUCUGCUGCCAAAAGGAAUGCAUUUGGCUGUUCCUGUGAUUAUUGUUCAUCCUAAUGACAGCAUCCGUUCUGCAGAACAGAGAUCCUGAAGUUUACUGAUGUGCAAUUCAGAAGAAGCGUGUAGAAAACAAUCUUCUUGCAGACAUUUUUCAGAGCAAUUCCCUUUUUUUUCUUGAAAAUAUGUAUGGUCUAUUUGUAAGUUUGCCCAUUAUCAGAGGCGUAUCUAGGGAAAAUGUAGCCAGGUGAAAAAUCUGAGCCCCCCCCCCCCCCCCCGCCACACUGUAUGGGCGCCCUCCCUCCUCCACCAUGACCAAACAACUUUUUUUGCACCAGGUCAUCUCAUCCGGGGGGGGAUGGAGGGGGAGGAGGAUGGGGGGAAUUUUUGAUCCCAUAUAUCCCCUGGGUGAUAUGCCCCUGCCCAUUAUAGAAAUGUUCACUUGAUUUUGAAAUGUUGAAUGAAUCACAGUAGUUAUGUACUAUUAAAGUAACUUAAUCUCC